Aspergillus costaricaensis CBS 115574 is the source of this 1316-nucleotide messenger RNA. Its product is annotated as MYG1 family protein. Lineage: Eukaryota; Fungi; Ascomycota; Eurotiomycetes; Eurotiales; Aspergillaceae. The record is from RefSeq and is a predicted model, not a curated record. Bases 78 to 1196 code for a protein of 372 amino acids. The transcript has 2 exons. Gene Ontology annotation, cellular component: cytoplasm; nucleus.
GUAGUACUUUACUUUUAACUAUUUCUUGAACCUCUUUCAUCUUCAUCUUUCACUCUUCUCUGCUUUUCUAUUAGUACAUGCUCCGCUGGCGUCGAUUCUUCACCAUGGCCGAAACUGCUGCAAAGAAAGUCAAGACCUCCUCUCCCUUGAUUGGAACUCACAACGGCCACUUCCACGCCGAUGAGGCUCUUGCUGUCUAUCUCCUCCGUCUUCUGCCCACAUACUCCUCCUCUCCCCUCCUCCGGACCAGAGACCCCGCUCAAUUAGCUACAUGCCACACCGUCGUCGACGUGGGCGGAGAGUACGAUGCUGCCAGCAACCGCUAUGAUCAUCACCAGCGCACUUUCGCAACCACUUUCCCCAACCACAACACCAAGCUCUCCUCCGCGGGCUUGGUGUAUAUGCACUUCGGUCGGGCCAUCAUCGCCCAGCACACCUCGUUGCCCGUGGACCAUGAGGAUGUGACUCUUCUGUACGAGAAGCUUUACACCGAUUUCAUUGAAGCCAUUGAUGCCAACGAUAAUGGUGUCUCUGUCUACGACCCCGCUGCUGUUUCCGCUGCCAACAUCCAGAAGCGCUUCAAGGAUGGCGGGAUCACCAUCACCUCCGUGGUGGGUGACAUGAACAACCCGGACCCCACCUGCCCUCCCGGCGAGCCUCAGGACGAGGAUAGUCUGUUCGCCAGAGCCAGCACAUUCAUUGGCAACGUCUUUGCUCGCAAGUUGCACCAUGCCGUUUCCUCCUGGCUGCCUGCGCGGACCACCGUAGGCGCUGCUUACCGUUCCCGUCGGGACGUUCACCCGUCCGGCCGGAUCAUCGUCCUGCCCCAGGGUGGUGUGCCCUGGAAGGAGCACCUCUACAACUUCGAGAAGGAAGCCUCUGGAUCAGAGGAAACCAACCCAGAUGAGGAGGCUUACUAUGUUCUGUACCCCGAGAGUGCGGCAGAAGAUUCGAAGUGGCGUGUGCAGUGCGUCUCUGUAAACGAGGGUAGCUUCGUGUCUCGCAAGCCUCUUCCCGAGGCGUGGCGGGGUGUCCGCGACGCCGAUCUCGACGGUGUUAUGGCCGCAGAGGCUGAGAAAUCUGGGAAGCCCAAGGUUCCCGAGGGUGCCGUUUUCGUUCACGCCAGCGGCUUCAUUGGUGGCCACCAGACCAAGGAAGGUGCCCUUGCCAUGGCCACCCGUGGUCUGGAACAAUAAGCUGCAAGUAUAGUUGGCAGCUGCGGAUGAAUGCAAUUACGAUAGAAUUUAUGCGUACAUACUUCUUGUCAUGACGGUACGGGAUUCAGUUAGGAAAACUAUCUAAAAGUUAUAUUGUUG